This is a messenger RNA of Zingiber officinale, 2055 nucleotides long. RefSeq lists its product as uncharacterized. The record is from RefSeq and is a predicted model, not a curated record. The transcript is spliced from 2 exons. Bases 71 to 1636 code for a protein of 521 amino acids. NCBI's taxonomy places the organism in Eukaryota, Viridiplantae, Streptophyta, Magnoliopsida, Zingiberales, Zingiberaceae.
UAUAUUGUUUUACUUAUUAAUUGUUUAUUACUAAUUGCAGCGCUCUUGACUCUUGAUUCUUGAGUUAACCAUGUCAAAUAUAACAAUUUCAUCCACUCGAAAAGAUAUUGCUUGGAAUUAUGCAACAUGUUCAGAUCCUAAAAAUCCAAAUGUUGUCAGUUGUAUUUUUUGUGGUAAAAUAACAAACGGUGGGAUUUAUCGACACAAGUUACAUUUAAUCGGGGGCAAUAGAAAUGUGAAAGCUUGCCCGAAAUGUCCUGAGCAUGUUAAAGAAGAAAUUAGAGAGUUUAUGCAAAAAAAGAAUAAUUUGAAGAAUCAAAUGGAUGAAAUUCCUCAUUCUGAUGAUGUUGAUAAUUUGGAAGAUUUGGAAGAAGAUGAAGAAGUUGAUCAUCAAACUAAAGUGAAAGGGAAACGACCAAUAUCAGAUUCAAGCAACCAUCCUACGACCCAAGGUAAAAAGUGUAAACAAACCGGGCCUAUUAAUCUUUAUUUUAUGAAAGAUGUCGAUGAAAUUGUCAAACAAAGACGUGCAAAAAGCAAAGGACAAUUUGAUGAAAAUAAAAAGAAGUUAAGAGAUAUUGCAGUUGAGAAAUUUGCAAGAUGGAUGUAUGAUGCUGGGAUUCCUUUCAAUGCUGUUAAAUAUGAUUCUUUUGAGCCUUGUAUUGAAGCUAUUGGACAAUUUGGAUCUGGGAUGAAACCUCCAUCAUAUCAUGAAGUGAGGGUUAAGUAUUUGAAGAAGGAGUUGGCAAAUACGAACUCACUUCUCAAAUCCCAUGAAGAAGAUCAUGCUAAGUUUGGGUGCACAAUCAUGGCAGAUGGAUGGACAGAUAAAAAGGGUAGGACUCUUAUAAAUUUUUUGGUGAAUGGUCCCAAAGGAAGUGUAUUUGUCGAAUCAGUUGAUGCUUCAGGCUAUUCUCACACAGCGGACAAAAUGUUUGAAUUGCUUUCUAAAUUUGUGUAUCGCAUUGGAGAAAAAAAUGUGGUUCAGAUUGUAACAGAUAAUGCAAGCUGCAAUGUCAGUGCAGGUCGUCUUUUGGAAAACCGAUUUCCACACUUAUACUGGACUCCCUGUGCAGCUCAUUGUUUAGAUUUGUUGCUUGAGGAUAUAUUCAAAAUUCCUCAUCUCAGAAAAUUGCAUGAACGGGCAUUGAUGGUGAAUGGAUAUAUUUACAACAGACCACAAGUAUUGAGCAUGAUGAGAGAGUUUACUGGACAGAGAGACAUGGUAAGAACCGCAAAGACACGUUUCGCAACCGCUUUUUUGACUUUAAAGCGGUUUCAUGUACAACAAGCAAAUCUGAGAAAAAUGUUUACAUCUGAAAAGUGGGCAAAUAGUCGAUUUUCCAAAGAGGUCGCAGGAAAACGUGUAGCAGAAGUAAUAUUGAUGCCUUCUUUUUGGAAAAAUAUGGUUUUUGCAUUAAAAGUUGGUGGUCCAUUGGUAAAAGUAUUACGGCUGGUAGACGGUGAAAAACGAUCUCCUAUGGGUUAUAUUUAUGAGGCAAUGGACAGGCCAAAGAAGCUAUUGCUGCAUCAUUUAACAAUAAUGAAGAGAAAUAUCGUAGCAUAUUUGAAUUCAUUGACAAAAGAUGGAACAUUCAACUGCAUCGACCUUUGCACGCAGCCGGAUAUUUCUUGAAUCCAGAGUGUUUUUACUCAAACCCUGAUAUAGAAAAUGAUACAGAAGUGAUGGAGGGUUUGUACAAGUGCAUAUCUAGAUUGGUGAGAGGUGAGGAUUUACAAGAUAAGAUCACGAAUCAAUUGGAAAAAUACAAGAAAGCAGAAGGACUUUUUGGUUUGCCAAUGGCUAUCCGACAAAGGACUUUAAAAUCGCCAGGUAAAUUUAUAAAUAAUAUAUCGUGCAAUAAUCAAUAUCAAUAUUGGAUGGUAAUAAAAUUAAUCUUAUAAUUUAUAUGUUUUUGUUUUUCAAGCUGAUUGGUGGUCUUCUUAUGGUGCAUCAACGCCUGAAUUAAAAACAUUUGCAAUGAAGAUUUUAAACCUCACGUGCUCUUCUUCAGGCUGUGAACGUAAUUGGAGUGUUUUUGAACAUGUAAGUUG